GUUCCUUUUGUUCUGGAAAACAUACUAUUGCUGAAUGGCUUGUUUCUGUGCACGGUUUUACUCCUUUAACUCUUCGAGAUAAUGACAGCUAUCGACUCGACGCGCUACAUUUUGAAACGCCAGACGAUCUUCUAGACUGCCAAGAUUUAGGUCAUCAGCCACCAACUUUAGAAGGAUUUAUAACCGAGAAUGAUAAAAGAUUAUUUAAAAUAGUUGCACCAACCAAUGAAUUUGUACAAAAUGAUCAAGAUCAUACACUAAAUUCGGAUGACUUUUCAACCUCAUCAAUUUAUAACCUAAUGACUAUGGCCGAUCUCACGAUCGUGAAUUCUUUUUUAUCAUUACAAUUACUCUAUGCGCAUCUCCACAGUCUUAAUAUCACCAAUACCGAGAGAUUGCGACCUUCGUGGGACACAUAUUUCAUGCACUUAUCAGAUCUGGCAGCAUUAAGAUCCAAUUGUAUGAAACGUAGGGUUGGUUGUAUAUUAGUUAAAGACUUUAGAGUAAUCGCGACUGGAUAUAAUGGUACGGCAAGAGGCUUAAAGAAUUGUAAUCAAGGCGGUUGCGAACGUUGCAAUGACGCAGUCCCAUGUGGAAAAGAAUUGGAUACUUGUUUAUGCCUACACGCAGAAGAGAAUGCGUUAUUAGAAGCUGGGAGGGAAAGAGUUGGACAAGGGUGCUCGGUAAAAUUAAUUCAAUCAGGAGUCACUGAAGUUGUCUAUAACAAAACAUAUGGUAUGGAUGAUUUGACCUAUCAAAUUCUUAAAGAAGCUGGUAUAAAACUAAGACAACAUUCGCCACCAACGAGGAGAUUAGUAUUGCAAAAAAAUGAUUAUAUGAGUAACAUCGCGAACAUUAGUGACAUUAUGAUGUAA
Messenger RNA from Dentiscutata heterogama, 875 nucleotides. Lineage: Eukaryota; Fungi; Glomeromycota; Glomeromycetes; Diversisporales; Gigasporaceae. The record is from the annotation of a GenBank genome assembly.